GUAACCAAAUUUUGGUUUAUUUUGUCCCCUCAAGCUGGUAUAUAAACAAACAUUCUAUAUAAGUGACUGUAAACUGUCAAGGAAUAUAAUAUAUGGUGCAUGGGGAAGUGAAACAGACAGUAUUGGCCAAGGAUUUAUCUCUUCACACAAGAUGGAUUUGCCAAAUUUUGAUCUGUUUGCUGAGAUUGACAACAUAAGUAUGUAUGUCGACGGUAAGAGUGAAAACAAAUUUGAGUUGUUUGAUAUUGAUGAAAGUGUAGAAUUGAAUUCGGGCAUCCCAAGCCAUGGUCUCAUGGAUGAUGCUAUGCCGGCUGUCGACUCCAGCAAUGCCCUACUUGGGGACCCUCUGCUCAACUUAUUUGAUCAUAGUGAAUUGCUCGAGCUUCAGUCGGCAGUCCCCAGUCACAACACCAAGACUCUCAUGCCAGUUUCCCUUCCAGCGGGCUCUCCAACGCAUCCGAGCUCACCUGAUGUUGACUACCCUCCUGCCUCUCCAAGCUCCAGUUCUGCCCUUGGACCAGAGUGUUCGUCUUCUGCUUCACCAUUCUCCCAGUCUGUACCAGAGGUUGAAGGUGGUUCUGUUGUUGUCAUCAGCCCUAGUCCAGCUUCUUCUAGCGCUCCUGUCCGUAUUAUUGUCAAGACCAGGACCCAGUCUGUCAGCAAAAUGGUUGCACCAAUCACAAUACAAAAACCAUCACACAAUUUGGUUAAAAUACCUAAGAUUGAAUCCACGUUACCACCAGUGGUUCAUAUGCGGACCGUUUGCUCUGGAGGCAAGCUUGGGCCAUCAGUCACCCUAAGUAAGACUCCAGUGUUCCUUCCUCCAGCAACAUCUCAUCAGUCUGCAGCACAAGUACAAGUGUCGUCGUCUGCUUCUUCAGGAGCUGAUGCAGCGACCCAUACAGAACAAAAGCCAUUCAAGUCUCUUCACAGAGAGUUUUCUGAAGUGUCAGACAGCAGUCAGCCAUUGUCUUGUGGAGCAAAGCGUAAGGCAUAUGAACUUGAACCACAGGACGACCCGAAGAUGGAGCGCUGUCGGCUAAACGCAAUCAAUGCAAAGCGUAAUCGAGAGAUGAAGAAGGCUCGAAUGGCAGAUUUGGAGCGUAAAGUGGAGGAUGUUAGUAGAGAGCGUGACCAGCUGGCAGGGGAAAAUGAGAGUCUUAAGGAAACAAAAUUGAAACUAGAGGAACAAGUGAAGCAUCUGAGUAACAUUAUCAAGAACCAGUCAAAGCUCUCGUCUUUCAUCAGGAAACUCGGACCUUCUAGUGUAUUAUUAGGUGACAUGUUGGCUAGUGGAAAUGAGGAUGAAGUAAUCACUAGUGGUAUGUGUUUACAUGUGGAUGGUGAUGAAGCUACCAUUGAAUAUUGUUCCCAUUAUACAAAGAAAGCUGGGAAGAAAAAAAUUUGUAACCAAAAAAAAUGCUUUUCACCCUUCUUUUUUUUAUAAUUUAUUGAGUGAUAAGAUGUGCUAGAAACGUGUAAGGAAAUAGUAUCAUGUAAGAGUGCAUACAAACAAAUUUUUAUAUUGUAUUUCAUAGCUUGAAAAAUGUGUCAUGAUUUGUAAAUUUUCUAACAUGAAAUUUAAGUGAUAAUCUUGUCAUAGAUGAAACAGUUCUGUAAGUCAUUGUUUUCUUGUCCAUGAUAUUAUAAGAAG
Molecule: messenger RNA, 1654 nt
Organism: Cherax quadricarinatus
Lineage: Eukaryota; Metazoa; Arthropoda; Malacostraca; Decapoda; Parastacidae
Source: RefSeq, a predicted model, not a curated record